GGAUGCUGACGUAGGAAACUGGGAUGGGCGGAGCUUGGGGUUCGUAUUGAAUCUCCGGGGAUCACCGACACCGGCUGGUCUGUGUCGUUCAUUCAUCGGUGGAAUUAUUCUGCUCCCAAAUUAGCCGUUCCACCAUCAGCCAUCCUGACUCCUCCGAACACCGACUCUAAGGACGCUACUCCUGGCCAUCCUCUGUGGCGGGGCUGCGUGGGAGAAACGGAUCCUGCUAUCAUGCAACAGACUGAUAUGCUAAUGUCUUUGCAUCAACAUGGAGGCUACUGGCAUGAAGCACUGGAGCCACAGAUGCACCCAGGAGACAUGAAUCAUUUUGGUGUCCAUGUUGUCAUCACUUGACCAACCAACUGAAUCCAUGUUGUUCCAAGAUGAAGAUUGAUACCAGCCUGAAUAUGCCCCAGCUCCCAGAGGCCCUGUCCCAGGCAGGCCUUCAGUUUACUGUGGCAACUGAGGAGGACUUUGAUGAAAUCAUGGCUAUGAGUCAGGACAUCUAUGGAGGCCUUGACUAUCUACCUACUAGAUACACUAACUGGCUGCAGGAAACCAACCGUACAGUUAUACUGGCACGCAAACAUGGAAAAGUGAUUGCUCUGGAGUCUGUCUGUGUCAUCGAUGAUGGGGAGACCAUGCUGGUGGAAGGUCUCCGUGUUGCCCCCCAGGAAAGGGGCAAGGGCGUGGCAGGUGUUCUGCUGCGCUUUUGUGCUGAGCUGGUUAAAUCUAGGUAUCCAGAGGUCAAAGUAUGCCGCUUGACCCGUGAUGAUAAGCUUGGACCAAAGGACUUUGAAAAGUACCGCAUCAUAACUAAGCAGGGAAUCCUGCUGAUGCGCUUCAGAGCCGAAGACCUCAAGCUGCAUCUCUCUGAAUUUGGUCUAGAAGGAGACAAUGAAUCCACUUUGUCCACCUUUUGCUCCAGUCCUCCUCCAGUGCGUCUGGACCAUACAGCAAUCCAGCAGCUCUACUUAAACAGUGACCUGAUGCACGGGGUCCUCCCUAACGCGACCAUCAUUCAAGACUGGCAGCCAUUCAAGCUUUUGCCCAGUAACAUGGCAGUCCUACUAAAGAAGGAGAUUGACUGGAUGGUGGAUGAUAUGUCCAAUCCUACUGUGGCCAGCCUCUGUACCUUCCCUUUCAGGGUCCCCAUUGGAGAUGACUGGUAUUACCUGAACAUCGACAUGUUUGGUAAAGACCUCGCCCUGGCUCGACAGCAGUUCUUGUACCACCUGCAGCGCCAUACUGCCACCUUGAAGGGUCACGUGAUGUGCCAGAUGUUCCUAGACCCACCGCUUUGGAAGGCCAUGGCUGAAUUCUGCCACAACACCCUGAGCGUGGAGCUGGUGAAAGAGUAUACUGAGCAAUGUGUGGUGGAGUGUGAUCUCAUCUAGUUGCAGAAGGUGGAUGGAAAUAAGGCGAAGUUGUCGAGGCAUGACAGGAAGGAAGACAAGGGUUUAAACAACAAGGAAGUAACACAAAUCAGUUACAAAUACAAAUAAA
Messenger RNA from Neolamprologus brichardi, 1506 nucleotides. It is a transcript of the gene nat16, whose product is annotated as N-acetyltransferase 16. Lineage: Eukaryota; Metazoa; Chordata; Actinopteri; Cichliformes; Cichlidae. Gene Ontology annotation, molecular function: acyltransferase activity, transferring groups other than amino-acyl groups. The record is from RefSeq and is a predicted model, not a curated record.